This is a messenger RNA of Apaloderma vittatum (bar-tailed trogon), 1035 nucleotides long. It is a transcript of the gene DND1, whose product is annotated as DND microRNA-mediated repression inhibitor 1. The record is from RefSeq and is a predicted model, not a curated record. Gene Ontology annotation, biological process: germ cell development; negative regulation of miRNA-mediated gene silencing; mRNA stabilization. Gene Ontology annotation, molecular function: mRNA binding. Gene Ontology annotation, cellular component: nucleus; cytoplasm. The annotation marks the transcript as partial. The transcript has 3 exons. Lineage: Eukaryota; Metazoa; Chordata; Aves; Trogoniformes; Trogonidae.
ACAUGGACCGACAGUAUCAACCAGGCCAACAAGAGGGCUCUGCUUGCUUGGGCAAAAGAAUCGGGCAUCGACCUGGUGCAGAUCAACGGGCAGAGGCGAUAUGGUGGCCCUCCCCCAGGCUGGGUGGGCGACCCUCCGCCGGCUGGCCCAGAGGGGUUCAUGCCACAGGAUGUCUACGAGAACGUGUUGAUCCCGCUCUGCCAGAGCGUGGGAAAGCUCUAUGAGUUUCGCCUCAUGAUGACUUUCAGUGGCCUCAACCGGGGUUUCGCCUAUGCCAAGUACAGCAACCGGCGCAGUGCCAAGGACGCCAUCGCUGCCUUCAACAACUUCGAGGUGCGACGGGGCUGCGCCAUCGUGGUGUGCAAGAGCACGGAAAAGUGCGAGCUGAGCGUGGAUGGCCUGGCCACCUCGAUGAGGCGAUGGGAGCUGGAGGCCAUGCUGCGGCGAGUCACGGAGGGGGUCCUCAGUGUCACCCUGUAUGCCAGCCCCCGUCAGAAACGGGCCCAGCUCGCUGUGCUGAAGUACAACUCGCACCAGGCUGCUGCCAUGGCCAAGAAAAUCCUGAUGGAAGGGAACGUGAGACUGGGUGGGUUGGAGAUAAGGGUGGACUGGCUGAAGCCCGAUCUGAAACAGAAGCUGCAGUCGUACGAGAAGCCAUCACCCAGCCACAUGCAAGAGGACAAGUGCCUGGGGCUCCCUAAGCAGCCGCCCCUAUCUCCGGUGCUGCAUGAUAUUCUGGACCACCUGAACACCCUUUGUCGGAGGCGGCACCUGGGGACCCCCCUGUUUGUCACCAGGUGCAUCCAAGCAAACCCCAACGGGUGGCUGCGGUUCUGGUGCCGGGUGGUGAUCCCUGGGUGCCCUGUGCCGUUCAGCGGCUUCACGUGGGUCCGGCCAGCCGGACUAGGCAGGAGCGGGCACGAGGAGGCGAAGGUCGUGCUGGCGCUGCAGGUUCUCCGGAUGCUGGGUGAGUCCUCGCACGGCGUCGGUGCUGAAUCUCCCCCCCGCCUCUCCAGCCUUUCCCAAAAUCUUUGA